CCGCUCACGGUUGCGACUUGUGCGUGGAAUUCGUUGUCCGAGACAACCGUUUCAUUACACGAUUUACGACAUGAAAGAUUUCAAAAUGACAACAUGUUACAUUUCCUGUGCGUGCAAUCGCGUGCCUCAUUGCGCGGAUUGGGCCAAUAACGGUCUCGUUUGCUUCGGUGCGUGCAAUGCGGUCGCGAUUUAUGAACCGUGCAUGCACAUCGGUCGCAUCGUACACACGUUGCACCGGCAUAGCGAUCGUGUCACUACGGUACAUUGGAUCAGGCCGAGAAACGACGUAUUAGAAACGGAAUUGUUGUCCUGUUCCGUAGACGGCACCGUAAUCAUUUGGAGCAAGGAUUGCCAGAGCAACUCUUUCCGGGACACCUCGAUAUUGGAUGUAGGAUGUGCCGUGAUAUUUGCGGAUUCCCUUCAGCUGAUCGACGAUGCAUCGUCGAAUCACCCAAGGCUAUUGAUAUGCGUAGGUACUGGCAGCGAAUUGAAGAUUUACUUGAGACGGGAUAAUGCAGACGUAAACGUUAUCCAAACGAUGGACUUCGGCGGAAAGUUUUCGAUAAACUGCCGUUUGACACAUCUAUCAAACACGAAACAUCUUCUCAUGGCUACGGCGUUGGAAAAUUUCUCUGUCGUGCUUUGCACCGCGGAUCAACUAGAAUUGAAUUUUGUGAGAGUGCAGAGUUUAUCGGGGCACCAAGAUUGGGUAAAAUGUAUGGACUUUUGUCACGACAGUGAUGGAAGCAUCUUUCUCGCGACAGGCUCAGAAGAUACCACGAUACGAUUAUGGAAAAUUAGUAAAACUGCCACGAAAUUAUCGAGUGAUAAGUUCAUGCAGAAAAGAGAAAUUUUCACAAUAGAUAAUACAGAAUACAAUGUUACUUUGGAGUCUCUUCUUUAUGGUCAUGAAAGCUGGAUUUACGGAGUACAUUGGCAACCCAUCAAACGGGAGAAUGACGGUAGUCAAUCGAUAAGAUUAUUAUCUUCUUCGUUUGACAAAUCCAUGAUUAUAUGGAAGUUUGAUGACUCUGUUGGGAUUUGGGCAGAAGAAGUACUUGUUGGAGAAGUUGGUGGCAAUUCUCUGGGUUUCUAUGGUUGCAAGUUUGCUCCAGAUGGACUACACAUAUUGGGAUAUGAUUACCAGGGUUCUUUUCAUAUUUGGAAAUAUUCUCAGGAAAUCGCAAAAUGGCUUCCACGAUCGGCACCCAGCGGUCAUUUUUCUGAAGUAGUUGACUUAUGUUGGGAACCUAAAGGAAGGUUCCUCCUUACAGCCAGCACGGACAAAACUACAAGAAUUCAUGCAGCAUGGAAAGACAACCUCGAGGAACGAUGGCACGAGAUCGCACGUCCUCAGGUUCAUGGACAUGAUAUGUCAUGUCUGAUUAUGUUGGCACCGUACAUGUACGCUUCCGGAGCAGAAGAAAAGGUGGUACGUGUUUUCACAGCUACAUCGACAUUUAGAAAUCGCUUAAGAUCGUUGGCAGAUGUGGAAGAUUUCAAGUCUAUAGCAGUUAGUGGCGCUACCGUGCCUUCUCUUGGACUGACGAACAAGGCGACGUUUGAUGAAGAAAUCGUCGAGUACAAGACCGUACAGAAUUUAACUACGAAGGACAGCGAGUAUGAAACACCCACGGAAGAAGAACUCACGCAAAAUACACUUUGGCCGGAAUUGCAGAAACUUUACGGACACGGCUACGAGAUAUUUUGCAUGGCAGCAAGGCACGAUGGAUGCUUACUGGCUACAGCAUGCAAGUCGACGAAUUUGGAACACGCGACGAUCAUAUUGUGGAGUUGCAGCACAUGGUCGCAAGUUCAAAAAUUGGUCUCUCAUCAAUUAACUGUAACGCAAAUGGAAUUUUCACCAAAUGACAAAUAUUUACUGUCAGUCUCAAGAGACAGGAAAUGGUCGCUAUUUAAAGAGCAUGAUGGAAGUUACUUAUUAAUCGUGACCAGCUUGAAGCACAAUAGUCCACACUCACGAAUCAUCUGGUGCUGUGCCUGGACAGGAGAUUCGAAUUACUUUGCAACUGGAUCCAGAGAUGGGAAAGUAGGCAUAUGGUCCGUGACGACGGAAGAAAAUAACGUUAGUGUUGUUCAAGAAGCAACCUUGGAUACACAGAAUCAGUCAGUUACAGCUGUAUGUUUUGCACCAUACUGCAUCACACAAGGAUCUUACAUUCUGGCAGUUGGAUAUGAAGCAGGAAAUAUAGAAAUCUAUAUGUUAACUACGAAUGUCAGGAUUAUCGAAUGGAAAUUGGUAAAAUAUGAUACUUCUGAAGCUCAUCAUUUGACUGUAAAGAGGCUUAAGUUUCAACCUAGUAACAAACAGCUGCUUAGUACAUUGCGAUUGGCGAGUUGUGGUUCUGACUCUAUUGUUAAGAUACAAGAUAUAGAUAUAUCGCUAUUUAUAAAGACAUAGUUCUCCUAUUAUAUCAAAA
Messenger RNA from Harpegnathos saltator (Jerdon's jumping ant), 2441 nucleotides. RefSeq names its product elongator complex protein 2 (gene Elp2). Gene Ontology annotation, biological process: tRNA wobble uridine modification. The coding region runs from base 71 to 2422 and encodes 783 amino acids. Gene Ontology annotation, molecular function: protein binding. The transcript has 2 exons. NCBI's taxonomy places the organism in Eukaryota, Metazoa, Arthropoda, Insecta, Hymenoptera, Formicidae. The record is from RefSeq and is a predicted model, not a curated record. Gene Ontology annotation, cellular component: elongator holoenzyme complex.